AUGUUUAUUAAAUCUAGAACUUUAUAUCAAGUUAUAUGUUCAUACAGGUAUCAUUAUUAUGGUAUUGGUAUCAAAGAAUCUUCAAUUCAUGACCAAUCUGUGUAUACAGGAAAAGGUUUGUCAAGUUACAAUCCUUUUCAGGGUUCACAAAAGAAGUACUCACUUUGUUCUCAUACUGGAACUCUACUACCAGACUUUCCUGAUAUUGAUAAUUUCAUUCUACUUCCAUCAAUCGACAGGGAUAAGAUCAGUACGUUCUUCAUGAUGUACAGAACUCAUUGUCAAAGAAUAUUAGAUACUAUUAUAGGCAGCCAUUUUGAGGAGGUAGAAGGUCUUAUGCUUCAUUUUUGGCAAGGCAUGCCAAAACACCUUGAUGAAAUACUGAAUAAUACGAUUACCUCCGACGUCAUCAGCUGGUGUGAUUCCGCAUUGUACAAGGUAUUAGUAGAUGUGUUAAUCCCAUCAUCCAUUCAAGAUUUACCUCAAAGCUUAAAAAAUGAAAUAGAAGAAUUCAUAACAAAGUUGCCUUAUUGGAUCAAAAUAUCGGUUGAUGAAACUUCGCAAAAAAUACAAAAUGUCAAAAUAAACAUUUGUCAAAGAUUUGUUAAGAUAGUUAAAAGACAUUACUCUUUCAUUCACUUAUCCCAGACUGCCCGCGGUGUCUUGCUGAAUACAGAAAAUGUCAACACAGUAGUCAAAGACCUUGGUGAAGUGGAUCUCCCACAAAUCAUUUCCCAGCUUCAGUUCAUCUAUUGCCGUGACGACCUCAGAAUACUUACUAUCUCUGAAUCCUUUGAGACAUUUAAAGUGCUUUUACUUGAACAAGCCUCUAUCGAGUACCUUAUAGAAUGGUUAGAUGAAUUACUAGAUAAGAAUGUUUUUAAUGUAAUUACAGAAGAUGAAUUUGAUGACGCUGUUGCAGCCGAUUUCCUGUUAAACUGGUCGCUGAUUGGUGCAUUUAUUAUGAGAGAUCUGACAUUACAAAGUGCUUCUAGUUUUGGUAUAUAUAUUUUCACGUUCCGGUUACAGCAAACUGCAAUUGUUUCGCUGUACAAUCUGUUAGUUAAAUAUAUACAAAAAUAG
This is a messenger RNA of Lottia gigantea (owl limpet), 1083 nucleotides long. RefSeq lists its product as hypothetical. Gene Ontology annotation, molecular function: DNA-binding transcription factor activity, RNA polymerase II-specific; RNA polymerase II cis-regulatory region sequence-specific DNA binding. Gene Ontology annotation, biological process: regulation of transcription by RNA polymerase II. The record is from RefSeq and is a predicted model, not a curated record. The coding region runs from base 1 to 1083 and encodes 360 amino acids. The transcript is spliced from 10 exons. NCBI's taxonomy places the organism in Eukaryota, Metazoa, Mollusca, Gastropoda, Lottiidae.